AUGCGCCUUUCUAUAUCCUGCGAUUCUUGUCGGAAAGCGAAAGUCAAGUGCUUUCAUGAGGGCCGUCCUCCAUGCCGUCGAUGUCAACGAGGAAAUAGACAUGGUUGUGUACUCACAGAUCCGCGAGCGUCACCGUUACGGCCACAGGGAGAAUCAUUGAUUGUCCAGCGUAAGAGAAAAUCUGCUUCUAGGGCUGUGGUUGAUAAUGCCAUUCCCAAUCUCGUGGACUCCAGUGAUGAGCCCCAACUUCUGCCUCCCAACCCGGUUGCCUCUCUAUCUCCGUCUACUCUCAUCAGCGCCUGUGACACCUACCGUAAGAAGUUCCCUGUAGCGAACUUUCUUCACUAUCCGUCACUUAUUGCCAACGUAUCGGCCAAUCCCUCUUCUGUGGACUCGGUGUUCGUUGCCUCAUUGCUUUCCCUCUGUGCCCGCUUCCUUCCGGAGUAUAACCUGGACCUCGGUGAAACAUAUGCAGAGUAUGCACGCUUGGAGCUGGCUCGGAAAGCCUUCGAAACCCCCUCAUUAUCCCUGGCACAGUCUUUGGUGAUGCUUGUAUUCUACGAGUGGGGUUCGGGGCGUCCAUACAAAGCGUGGAUGUAUAGUGGAAUGGCGACUUACAUGAUACAGUCAUUGCUGAAGACAGCAGAUGAUAGCAUGGAGCACAAUCCAGAUGAAUUUAAUGACUCUCAAAUCCAGUAUGAGCAGCUUGUCCGCACGUAUUGGGUCUGCUUCGCCCAAGACUGCGAGCUAAGCUCAGGAGCCCGCCAACAUUUCGCCCUCUCCUUUCGCCAUAUUUCCGUUCCCCUACCAGUCAGCGAUUAUGAUUUUAAUUUCGGCCGCCGGGGGCCACCUAGAUUGAUGCCAGCGGAUCUUACUCGAGGCUCCCCGCUGUGUGUGAAAUUGACUAUCGAACACGGCUUGACGGUCGUGACGCGCGGUUUUGAUAUAUUCGUGCGCAUCUUACGCUUUGCUAAUGAAAGUCGUCGCGGUAGAGUGUCGUUAAUGACGACGGCACUGUCAUCACCACAGCAAACCUGGCAAGUUCUCAAAGAAGAGCUAGAUGAAUGGAGAUCCCUACAAGACUCGACUCUUCAGUACCCGGCUACCAGCGUUCAAGUGCAUGUUGCUCUCGGAUACGGGGAGCUCUUUGCUUAUAUCAAUCUGAUACAUUUCAUGAGCAUCCUUUUCCUCUACCGGGACCAGCUUCUGUCCAGAUUAAAGCAGAUCCAUGAUCCACACCACGAUCCUCAGCCUUCAACUGGUUUGGACGGGUCCGCUUGGAGCGAAGAUGCGCUUGACUGCCUUUUUGAAGCAGCGCAGAAUAUUGGAGGUAUUUUAUCAGCUCUAGAAAGCUGUUCAACGUCCGUCAUCACUCCAUAUGCCGGGUUCAGCGUCUUUGUUGCUGCCCAUAUAAAUAUGUACGGCACUGUAUCACCACUGCGUUAUCCAGGUGGACAAGAGCGCGCGAAGGACGAGAAGAAGGCUAAUUUUUCGUAUCUCGAGCGGCUGUGCAAAUUCUGGCCGGUUGGUCACAACUGGUGGCGAGCUGUACAGGACGCAAACAAGUUCUACGAAACGGCUAGAAAUAACCAGGAACAUGCAAUUUCAGGUGAUCGUCCUGGCCAUAUAACUCUAGCAGGGACUCUUGAUGAAUAUGGGGACAUACGAUCUUCUCGUCCGCGGAAUGAGCUGUCCUCGAAUACGAGCCACAUUCCGCUGCAUAGGGGACUAACUGACUCCCCUUCUCAGUCUCGUUUGCCGUUCAAUGACCAGUUUAUAUUGGAUGCUCAGGAAUUGGAGACGGACAUGUUGCAAUGGCCCUUUAUUGACGAAACUUGGUCAUCUGGGUUUGAUACGGGGUUUGACGCCGCGUGGCCUAGUUUUGGCUAA
Aspergillus ruber CBS 135680 is the source of this 1890-nucleotide messenger RNA. RefSeq names its product transcription factor domain-containing protein. Gene Ontology annotation, cellular component: nucleus. Gene Ontology annotation, biological process: DNA-templated transcription; regulation of DNA-templated transcription. Lineage: Eukaryota; Fungi; Ascomycota; Eurotiomycetes; Eurotiales; Aspergillaceae. The record is from RefSeq and is a predicted model, not a curated record. The transcript has 5 exons. Gene Ontology annotation, molecular function: zinc ion binding; DNA-binding transcription factor activity, RNA polymerase II-specific; DNA binding. Bases 1 to 1890 code for a protein of 629 amino acids.